AUGAAUGAAAAAUGUGAUGAAAUAAAAUUAAAAUACUAUACUUGUUUAAAUAAUAGCAAGAGAAACCCUAAAAAGUGUAAAAUUAUAGAAGAUGAACUAAGGGGAUGCUCCAAGAAGACAGGGGAAUCUUAUUGUAUAGAUGAAAUUAAUAAUCUUAUGAAUUGUUCAAGGUCACCUGAUCCUUCAUCAUGUGCUAAAGAAUUUGUUCUUUUCCGAGAAUGUAAUAGACCUGAUGGGCCACAUAUAGUCAUAGAAGAUAAUAAAUAUGUAAUUACAAAAGAACAUUUAGAUAAAUAUAAUGUUAAUGAUUCUAUAAUUGGAUCAGUGGAAGCACCUGAGAGAAAUAAUUCAAAUACAAUAUCUUUUUUAGAAAAAAUGAAAGCAACAUUACACUUAAAAAAUUUUAAAGAAAAAUUCGUUCCAUAUAAAUGGUAA
This is a messenger RNA of Plasmodium gallinaceum, 435 nucleotides long. RefSeq names its product conserved Plasmodium protein, unknown function. The coding region runs from base 1 to 435 and encodes 144 amino acids. The record is from RefSeq and is a predicted model, not a curated record. Lineage: Eukaryota; Apicomplexa; Aconoidasida; Haemosporida; Plasmodiidae. The transcript has 4 exons.